AUGAUCUCUCAAAAAAUUGGAGGACAUCUGUUUAACAAAAAGGAUGAGGGAACUUGUUCUGAGGAGGAUGCCAAUUCAUUGUCAGGACAAAGAAUCUUUAUUUCUGUAACAUGGACACCGUUAGAGGAAGGAAAAGUCAGAGAACUGGUAACUUUUAUUAUUAAUGGCAUUGUAAAGCAUCAAGCUGUACUCCUGGGUGUUGCUGAGCAGCCUCUGAAGAAAAAAAAGAGUCUUUGGGAUACUAUAAAAAAGAAAAACUCGUCAGAAACACCUGCUUCAAUGAAAGUGAAAAAAAGUACUUUGAAAGUUAAAAAUGUUAAUAAAACCUUUCAAGUUUCCCAGAAGGUGGAUAGGCUUAGAAGCCCACUGCAGCCAUGUGACAAUCAGAACUCAGUGCAAAAUAGUAUAUCCCCAGGAAAUGACUCUCUCAUUGGCUCAGAAAAUAAAUUGCCUAUAUCUCCUAUUGCACCAAUGCUAGAGGAACAUCAUAAUACUGCUUGCACACCACUAGCAAUGAGAAGAUCUACUACUUUUUCAGAUAUUGCCGCCACUGUAAAUGAGGAGUUAUUGCCUGAAAUAGACAGCUGUAAUGUCAAGAAAUUUCUUAAUGAGCACAGUGAAUUAAAAUCUGAAAGUGAAUACAGUUCUAUUGGAUUAGCACAACUGCCAAGUUCAAACAAUGAAGUAAUUCUUAAUUGUACACUCUCACCAGUUUGCACUCCAGAGCACUCAGCAUCUGUGCCUGUUUUAAGUACAAGGAGAAUUUUAAGUCCAGAUUCUUUUGUAAAUGACAGUUAUCCAGUGGGUAUAGAUAUAAUAGAGCAGGCUGUUCCAAUUCUGUCACCUGAUCAAUUUGUGAAAGACAGCUUGUCAGAUAAGCAAUUAAAGACUCCUAAACUUGAGGCAGCUUUAAUAUCAUCUACUGCAGAGACUUACAUUGUAAAAAAUUUCUUACCUUCAAAAUGGAAAAAUAAUGGAGAUGUAGAGGUAAAACCACAUGGUUGUAUACAACACAAGUUAAAUGAAGUCUUUGAGGUGCAUAAUGUAGAAUCACAGGUACUUCAUUAUGACAAACCCAAAGAAAAUCCCUUCAGUUUUCCUUCUACAGAGGGACUUCAGACUCAAAAUUCUUCUCGGAGAGAGCAAUCAAAAAAGCGUCCGGUCCUUUCUGCCACCAUCAUAAAAAAUAAGCCUGAUGCUGCUGAAGAAAAAAGAAUGGAAACCCUCCACCCAAAAUCUAAAAAAUGCCUUAAUAAAGCAAUAAUGGAAUGUGUUAACGUGGUGCCUGUACGUACAAAAGCAGAACUAUCUAAGCACCUUCCAGUUAUAGGUCCCAUUUCAGCUGAAAAUAAGUGUCAGAAUGACAAAGUGAAUUCAUCUCCUACUGGGUCAACUUCUUUGUGCCGUAAGAGGAAGAGUGAAAUAUAUGUAGAAAACAGUAGAGUUACAGCUCCAGUGUCUGUGGAAGAAGUGGAAAGAAAAAGAACUCUUACAUCUAGCAUGAACAAUAAAACACAUACUACUGUGAGACCAUCAGCCUUCAAACCCACAAACCGAGAGAGAGUAGGGCAGCGAAGGAAAGCUGGUUCUUCACUUCAGAAAGCAUCUAAAACUACCAACAGAAUUAGUAAACCCAUCCCUGGAUUGGCUCAGUCUCACCUGACAUUUGUGAAACCACUGAAAACAGUCAUCCCUAGGCACCCAAUGCCUUUUGCUGCUAAAAACAUGUUUUAUGAUGAACGUUGGAAGGAGAAGCAGCAACGAGGUUUCACCUGGUGGUUAAAUUUUGUACUUACCCCUGAUGACUUCAGUGUAAAAACAAACACCUCACAAGUUAAUGCAGCUGCUCUUAUCUUGGGAGAAGAGAACCAUCAUAAAAGCAGUGUUCCUAAAGCACCAACAAAAGAUGAAGCAUCUCUAAAAGCUUAUACAGCUCAUCGUAAGCUCAAUAAGUUACGACGUGAUGCUUGCCGUUUGUUUACAUCUGAAGCAAUGGUUAAAGCUAUUAAGAAGCUGGAAGUUGAGAUUGAAACUAGACGUUUGCUAGUUCGUAGAGACAGACACCUCUGGAAAGAUGUAGGAGAGAGGCAGAAAGUCCUUAACUGGCUUUUAUCUUACAACCCUUUGUGGCUGCGUAUAGGUCUGGAGACUGUCUAUGGAGAACUGAUAGCUUUGGAGAGUAAUAGUGAUGUUAUGAGUUUAGCAAUAUUUAUCCUUAAUCGCUUGCUUUGGAACCCUGACAUUGCAGCUGAAUACAGACAUCCCACUGUGCCUCACCUUUACCGAGAAGGUCAUGAAGAAGCUUUGUCAAAAUUCACGCUGAAAAAAUUGCUGUUGUUAGUUUGCUUUCUGGAUUGUGCUAAACAGUCCAGAAUGAUUGACCAUGACCCUUGCCUCUUUUGUAAGGAUGCAGAGUUCAAGGCUAGCAAAGACCUUCUGCUUGCAUUUUCUCGGGACUUCCUGAGUGGUGAAGGUGACCUUUCCCGCCAUCUUGCUUUCUUAGGACUACCUGUCAGUCAUAUUCAAACUCCACUUGAUGAAUUUGAUUUUGCUGUAACAAAUCUGGCUGUGGACUUGCAAUGCGGCAUUCGUCUUGUGAGAACAAUGGAACUUCUCACCAAAAACUGGAAUCUUUCAAAGCAGCUGAGAGUUCCUGCAAUAAGUCGUCUACAGAAGAUGCAUAAUGUUGACAUUGCUCUUAAUGUCCUUAAAGAGCGAGGAAUUCACUUGAAAGAUGAAAGUGGUUCUUCAAUUGACUCCAGAGAUAUUGUGGAUAGACACAGAGAACGAACAUUAGCACUCCUGUGGAAAAUUGUCUUUGCUUUCCAGGUGGAUAUUUUUCUUAAUGUGGAACAGUUAAAAGAAGAAAUCGAGUUUUUAAAGAAUGCACACAAGAGGAAGACACAAUUGGGUCCUCUCAAGACUUUUCCAAAUUGUGGUAGAAGACGAGAAGAUAAUAGUAGUAACUCCUCAUGUCAAAGUUACAGUGAAAAUGUGAAGCUGCUGAUGGCAUGGGUUAAUGCUGUUUGUGCAUUUUACAAUAUCAAGGUGGAAAAUUUCACAGUGUGUUUCUCAGAUGGUAGAGUAUUAUGUCAUUUGAUUCAUCAUUAUCAUCCAUGUUACAUGCCUUUGGAAGCUGUGUGCCAACGUACAACUCAAACAGUAGAAUGCUCAAGAACUCAUACAGUGGGACUAAACUCUUCCUCCUCAUCCUCUUCAGAGUCUGAUACUUCUCUAAAUGUUAUGGGAGGAAUGUUUGAUGAAACUCUAACUGCCUCAGUCAUAUACAAGGAACUCUUGGACAAUGAAAGGAGAAACUUCCAGCUGAUCAAUGCUGCAGUUUCAGACCUAGGUGGAAUACCAGCAAUGAUCCAUCACUCGGACAUGUCAAAUACAAUUCCUGAUGAGAAAGUUGUUAUUACCUACCUAUCAUUUUUGUGUUCACGGCUUCUUGAUCUCCGGCAAGAAACUCGAGCUGCACAGUUAAUUCAGUCUGCUUGGAGGAAUUACAGGCUGAAAAGGGAACAGAAACUUACUCAGGAAAGAGACAGAGCUGCUCGGAUAAUUCAGAAAUCUGCAAUAGACUUUUUGUCUCGUCAGCGCAUUCUGAAGAAAGUAAAUGCAGCAGUUUUCAUCCAGAAGCACUGGAGAAGAUACUUAGCCAGGAAGAUUUUUUUAAAUCUGAAAAACACAAAACUGGAGGAAGCCAAAAGUAAAUCUGCCACAGUCAUUCAGGCUUAUUGGAGGAGAUACUCUGCUAGGAAAAGAUAUUUACAGUUAAGACACUAUGUUGUAUUUGUACAAGCAAGAAUAAGGAUGGUGAAGUCUGUUGCUGCAUAUAAACGAAUUGUUUGGGCUACUGUUACAAUUCAGAGUCAUCUGCGUGCAUCUAAGUUGGCAAAAAAAGAUCGACAAAGAUAUGAAGUCUUAAAGUCUUCAGCACUUACUAUUCAGUCUGCGUUCAGAAGAUGGAGGAAAUACAAAAUUCAACAGAAAAUUAAAGCAACUUUAGUGCUUCAGGCUUACUUCCGAAAAUGGCAAUCUUCAAAACUGGCUAAAAGAAAGAGGGCUGCCCUUGUCAUACAGUCUUGGUAUAGGAUGCACAGAGAUCUGAAGCAGUAUCGAUGUAUUAAGGGCAGUGUUAUCAAGAUUCAGGCUUGGUACAGAUGUCAGCUUGCUAGACGUGUUUACCAGGAACACAGGGCAAAAAUAGUGACAAUUCAGCAGUAUUACAGAGCUUAUAAACUAGGAAAAAUUGAAAGAGAGUACUAUUUGCGAAAGCAUGCAGCAGUGAUAGUUCUCCAGGCUGCUUUUAGAGGCAUGAAGGCACGUGAACUACACAGAAAAACAAAAGCAGUUUGUGUUGUUCAAUCACUGUGGAGAAUGAAAAAAGAGAAACUAAGAUAUCUACAGUUAAAAAAAUCUGUUAUUGCAUUACAGUCUCAUGUGAGAAGAUAUCAACAACAAAAAAGAUACAAAGAGAUUAAAAAUGCUGCUUCUGUAAUUCAGACUUUAUAUAGGGCACAUGUCGCUUCUAAAAAAGCAGCUGCUUCUUUCCAGAGGAUGCGUCUGGCUGCUAUUGUCCUUCAGUCUGCCUACAGAGGAAUGGAAGCCAGGAAGAAGGCUCUCAUAUUGAGAUCUGUGAUAAAAAUUCAGUCAAGUUACCGUGCUUAUAUUGUCCGGAAGAGAUUUAAAAACUUGAAGGAUGCAACAGUGAAGAUUCAAUCUUUUGUAAAGAUGAAGCAAGCACAUAAGCAUUAUUGUGCAUUAAAGGAGGCAACACUUUAUGUCCAGAGAAGGUAUCGGUCUCACAGAUCUGCUUUUCAACUUAAAGAAGAUUAUAGAAAGUUGAAGGAAGCUUGCAUAAGAAUUCAAGCUGUAGUUCGAGGCUAUCUUAUCAGGAAACAAAUACAAAGGUGGAGAGAGAUGGCAGUAUUUCUCCAGGCACGCUACAGAAUGAGAAGGGACAGAAAACGUUAUUUAAUCAUCUAUAGUGCUGCCAUUGUCAUUCAAAAACAUUAUCGUGCAUACAAAAAUCAACUGUGUCAGAGGCAGGAGUUCUUGCAAGUUAGAAAAGCAGCCGUGUGCUUACAGGCAGCCUACAGGGGUUAUAAAGCACGUAAAAAACUUAAACUUGAAUAUAGAGCUGCUGUUAAAAUUCAGACUGCUUUUAGAGCUCAUGCUGCAAGAAUGAAAUAUAAGGCAAUGUUUCAGGCCUCCAUUGUGAUUCAGAGGUGGUACAGAACUUAUAAGACUGGUAACAGGCAAAGACUGAACUACUUAAUGACAAGAGCGGCAGUGCUUUCUUUACAAGCAGCUUUUCGUGGCUGGAAGGUACGAAAGCAGAUUCGAAGACAAUGUGUUGCUGCUACUAAGAUACAGUCUGCCUUCAGAAAAUUCAUAGCUCUGAAAAAAUUCAGACUUAUGAACUGCGCUGUGCUAACUAUCCAAAAACAUUACAGAGCUAGUGUUAUAGGCCAGAAACAACGGCAAGAAUAUAUUCAGCUGCGUAACUCUGUAGUGUGUCUUCAGGCAAUAUGGAGGGGGAAAACUGUGAGAAAAACAAUUAGAAAGAAACAUGAUCUUGCAACAAUUAUUCAGUCCUAUUACAGAAUGCAUGUACAUCAACUAAAAUAUAAGAAACUAAGACAAGCCACUCUAGUGAUUCAGAAAUGCUUCAGAGCAUAUUUUAUGAAAAAAAAACAACGUGCAAUUUAUCUAAAGACUAAGGCAGCUGUGUUAGUCUUGCAGUCUGCUUACCGUGGGAUGACUGUGAGGAAACAGUUGAACAAACUAAACAAAGCUGCUACAACAAUACAAGCUGCCUUCAAAUCUUACCUGGCCAAAAAAGACUAUAAAAGACUUAGAUCUGCAGUGAUAGUAGUUCAAAGGCAUUAUCGUGCAAUUGUUCAUGCUAGAUGUCAAAACCAGAAAUAUUUGUCUUUAAAACAAGCCACAGUCAAAGUGCAGGCAAUUUAUAGAGGUGUACGAGUUAGACGGCAAGUUCACUGUAUGCAUCAAGCAGCUAUUUGUAUCCAAGCCACGUUUAAGAUGCAUUGCAUGAACAUAAAAUAUCAGGCAAUGAGAAUGGCAGCAAUUAUAAUUCAAAGACAAUAUAGAGCCUUCUGUUUAGGCAAAGUACAACGUAAAAAGUACUUGGAACUGAAGAAGUCUACUGUCAUCCUUCAGGCUGCUUGUAGAGGCAUGAAGGUCCGACAGGACUUAAAAACUAUGCAUCAGUCAGCAGCAGUGAUACAGUCUUAUUAUCGAAUGCACAAACAACAAAGGGAUUUCAGAAAACUGUUGUUUGCAACUAGGCGGAUUCAGCUGUGGUACCGUGCUUGUAAGGAACGAAAUACACAAGUUCACAACUAUAUAAUUAUGAAAAGCGCUGCACUUCGAAUUCAGGCUGCAUUCCGUGGUAUGAAAACAAGACGACUUAUAAGAACUAUGAGUGAAUCAGCUGAGCUUAUUCAAAGAAGAUUUAGAACCUUUCUCAGAAGAAAACAUUUUCUUUCCAUUAAGACAGCUGCUACUGUAAUUCAGAGAAAAUACAGAGCAACAAAACUAGCAAAAAUUCAACGAAAGAAAUAUCUGACAAUAAAGAAUUCUGCUCUUGUUAUACAAGCAUCAUAUAGAGGCAUGAAGGAACGACAGAGACUGAAAAUCAUGCAUGUUUCAGCAAUUGUAAUACAGUCUAGUUAUCACAUGUACGUACAACGUAGAUAUUACAAACAGUUGUGCUGGGCUGUCAGAGUUACACAGCAAAGGUUCAGAGCCAAAAUGGUGAAAGAAGCUGACAUGGAAAACUAUGCAAAAAUAAAAAAGGCUGUCAUUUGCCUUCAAUCCUCUUUUCGUGCUAAAAAAGCUAGGCAGCUGUAUAAAACCAAUGUUGCUGCACGGUGCAUACAGUCAUUCUUACGGAUGCGAGUAGAGAGGAGGCGUUUUCUUGCAAAGAAAGCAGCAGCAAUAAAGAUCCAGUCUAUGUUCCGAUGCCAAAGAACACGGAUGCGCUAUAAAUUGAUUCAGAGUUCAGCAGUUGCUAUUCAGAGGUGGUACAGAGCAUGUCGCAAGGCUCGUUUACAGAAAGCACAGUAUUCUGCUCAAAGACAAGCAACAGUAAUUAUUCAGUCUGCCUUCCGUGGUAUGAAAGCAAGAAAAAUAGCAAGACAAAUACAAGCUGCAAGCAAGAUUCAGUCUUUUCUUCAGAUGGCUGUACAGCGUAGAAAAUUUAUUCAACUUAGAACAGCAGCUAUUACAUUACAAGCCUAUUACUUAAUGCAUAAAACUAAAUCACAGUAUACAAGCUAUAAAAAAGCAGCAAUUGUCUUACAACGAUGCUACCGAUCCCACUUGACUGUGAAAUACCAAAGAAUGACUUACUUACAGACCCGAAGGAACAUUAUCAUUGUGCAGGCUAGAAUCAGAGGAUUCCUUGAAAAGAAGAGGUUUCACAGAAUUAAAGAAAGCACAAUAAAAAUUCAGGCUUUUUUCCGUGGAUUUAUUCAGAGACAGAAAUACCUUCAGUGCAAGUUUUCUGCUGUAUUAAUACAGCAGCACUACAGAGCCCAUCAGAUGCGAAAUAUUGAACAGCAAAGAUACCAUCAAAUGAAAAGAGCUGCCAUUAGAAUUCAGACAUCAUACAGAGGAUACAAAGCCAGGCAGCGGGUUAACAGAAUCAGAGCAGCACAAGUAAUUCAAGCCUGGUUUCGAGGCUGCAGAGCACGAAAGGAGUAUGCAUCUAUGUUAAAAGCUAUACGUGUUAUUCAGAGUCACUUCAAAACAAAACAGCAGCGGACCCGGUUUUUGAAAAUGAAGUUCUGUGCAAUUACCAUUCAGAGAAGAUGGAGAGCAACCCUUACUGCACGAAUGAUUCAACAUCAGUUUCUGGCAACUAAGAAUGCUGCAGUUAAGAUUCAGUUGGCAUAUAGACAGUACAGGGCUACUAGACUUUUAAAAAAGAAGCUUAAAGCUGCAUGUUUGAUCCAAAAAGCAUACAGAGGUUUCAAGGCAAGAAGGAAAUUUCUUCAACAAAAAACUGCUGCUGUAAUUAUCCAGAAACAUCUGAGGGCUUGGCAGGAAGGCAGGCUUAAAUUUAUGAAAUACAACAAAACUAGAAGAGCUAUCAUUAAACUACAAGCAUUUAUAAGGGGUUAUUUAGUCAGAAAAAAGAUUUCAGAACAGAAACAAAAGAAGAGACUACUUUAUUUUACAGCAGCUGCAUAUCAUCAUAUCUCUGCAAUUAAAAUUCAAAGAGUGUAUAGGAUUCACCGCAUCUUAAAACUUGCACAAAACCACAUCUCCUCUGUUCUUAUAAUACAGAGAUGGUUCCGAGCAAAAAUGCAACAAAAAAGAUUUCGAGGAGAUUAUCAAAGAAUCAUCCAAUUACAACGUGUGAUUCGAAGCUGGCUAAAUCACAGAAAUGAUGCAGCAGCCAUAAUUCAGCGAAAUGUACGAAGAUUCCUUGCCUGCACACGUAGGAGAAAAUUUGCAUUUGGAAUAAUUAAAUUUCAGGCACUGUGGAGAGGAUAUUCUUGGAGAAAGAAUAAUGACACAGCAAAAACUAAAGCUUUAAGACGUAGUUUAGAAAAGGCUAAUGAAAAGAGCAAAGAAGAAAACAAAUUGUGCAACAGAACUGCAAUUGCUAUUGAAUAUCUUCUAAAAUAUAAACAUCUCUCUUACAUUCUUGCAGCAUUAAAGCAUCUUGAGGUGGCUACCAGACUGUCCCCGCUCUGUUGUGAAAAUAUGGCCCAGAGCAGAGCAAUCUUCACUAUUUUUGUUCUGAUCCGAAGUUGUAACCGUAGUGUUCCAUGCAUGGAUGUUAUCAGAUAUUCAGUUCAGGUUCUACUUAACGUUUCAAAGUAUGAAAGAACUACUCAAGCAGUUUAUGAAGUAGAAAAUUCUAUAGAUACAUUACUAGACCUGCUACAAAUGUAUAGAGGGAAAGCUGGGGACAAAAUUUCAGAGAAAGGAGGAAGUAUUUUCACAAAGACCUGUUGUCUGUUGGCCAUCCUUUCAAAGGACUCAAAAAGAGCUUUGGAAAUCCGAAGCCUACCAAGAGCUGUUAAUUGCAUUCAGAGCCUAUAUAAACUUACAGCUCAUAAACACAAAAUGGAUGCAGAGAGAAUACUUGUGAAGCAGAAAACAAGCACUUUCUUAAGUAGAACUUCCUUUGUUCCAGUAACUCCUUUAAGAAUAAAAACAGUUUCAAGAAUUAAACCAGACUGGGUUUUGAGGAAAGAUAACAUGCAAGAAAUUGUGGAUCCUCUGCAAGCAAUUCUGAUGGUGAUGGAUACACUUGGCAUUGCCUGCUACUGAAAUGUAAAUGUAUUUGUACAGCAUGUAUGUAGUAGACAGCUAAAUGAUUUGGAAAGAAAGAAAAUGUGUCAAGCUACUCUUGAAAAUAUUUUUUUCAAAUUGCAGUUUAACAUUUCUGUAACAUUUUUGUAUUGUAUACAGCUUUUGAAAUCCUAUUUUGUGCUACUAGCAAAAGCAAUUGUACAAUAAAAUCAUAAGCCCUGGAAAUUUCA
Athene cunicularia (burrowing owl) is the source of this 9530-nucleotide messenger RNA. RefSeq names its product abnormal spindle microtubule assembly (gene ASPM). Gene Ontology annotation, biological process: spindle organization; mitotic cell cycle; establishment of meiotic spindle localization. The transcript is spliced from 29 exons. Gene Ontology annotation, molecular function: protein binding. The record is from RefSeq and is a predicted model, not a curated record. Gene Ontology annotation, cellular component: spindle pole. NCBI's taxonomy places the organism in Eukaryota, Metazoa, Chordata, Aves, Strigiformes, Strigidae. The coding region runs from base 1 to 9318 and encodes 3105 amino acids.